Microtus ochrogaster (prairie vole) is the source of this 1141-nucleotide messenger RNA. It is a transcript of the gene Atg10, whose product is annotated as autophagy related 10. Gene Ontology annotation, cellular component: cytosol. Lineage: Eukaryota; Metazoa; Chordata; Mammalia; Rodentia; Cricetidae. The record is from RefSeq and is a predicted model, not a curated record. Gene Ontology annotation, biological process: protein modification by small protein conjugation; autophagy of mitochondrion; protein lipidation. Gene Ontology annotation, molecular function: Atg12 conjugating enzyme activity.
CUCCCGCCCCGCCGUCCAGGCCGCGCCCCGCCCUCUGCGCGCCGCCGGCUGCCGGUCAGGGCGAGCGAGCGGGUUGUCAUUUACCAUGGAAGAUGAGUUCUUUGGAGAAAAGAGCUUCCAGCAUUAUUGUGCAGAGUUCAUCAAACAUUCACAGCAGAUAGGCGAUGGUUGGGAGUGGAGAACAGCCAAGGAAUGUUCUGAUGGCUACAUGUGCAAAACACAGUUUCAAAUAAAAAAUGGGACGACGGCAUCACAUCUGGGAACACCUGCCAGUGUACACGCGUGUCUUCCAACAGAGGAGGAUUUAGAGCUGGCCGUGGAUGGUUCCGAAGUGAUGGAGUCCACCACAGCGUCGGAAGUGAUCAAAUACGAGUAUCACGUCUUAUACUCCUGCAGCUACCAAGUGCCCGUUCUUUACUUUAGGGCAAGCUUUUUAGAUGGGAGACCUUUAGCUCUGAAGGAUAUAUGGGAAGGAGUCCACGAAUGCUACAAGACACGAUUGCUGCAGGGACCGUGGGACACCAUUACCCAGCAGGAACAUCCAAUACUUGGGCAACCAUUUUUUGUUCUACAUCCCUGCAAAACAAAUGAAUUCAUGACUGCUGUGCUGAAAAAUUCGCAGAAAAUCAAUCGAACUGUCAACUACAUCACAUCAUGGCUGAGCAUCGUGGGGCCAGUUGUUGGUCUGAAUCUAUCUCUGAGCUAUGCUAAAGCCACAUCGCAGGACGAGUGAUCUGUUGACGAGCAAGGCUUCUGCUGAUCCUAGAAACUACAGCAUGGAGAACACCAAGGGUGCACCUGAGAAGCCUCGGUGUCUAUGGAACUGGGACUGCAGAAUCUCAUGUCACCAAGAUUUGAUGCAGAUUUCUUUCCUUGGGAAGAAAGCAUCUGUAAACCUGUUUAGAAGAAUUGUUGUAUGAAGGAACACAUCGCAGAUUCAGAUCACUAUAACUAUGAAGAAUGAAUCUAAGCCAGUGAUGUUGUACUGCUGACCUCAUCAGGGCUUGCACAGGCCCUUUUCCUCCAGGCACAGUUCUUUUUCUGUUGUGGAGAUUGGUGGAGUAAUGUAUUUGUGUGUUUGGUUUUGCAUAAGAUGAAUGGAAAUUGCCAGGCUGUGGUGAUGCACGUCUUUAAUCCAGCA